AGUACUCGGCUCAUGGAACAAGAGCAUUCAGGACUAUCUCGUUCUUACAUCCUUCACAGAUCGUACGAAGAAACAUUGGGUGGCCUUCAAAGUUCACCAGCGGAGUGAUUUCGGAGCUAUCGGACUUAGCAACUCAGUAAUCCUCCGCUCAGCCACCUCAAGCACUCGACGCUUCAUUCCCACCAAAAUCGAUGAUGUAGCCCCACACAUUUGCGUAGUCAUGGGAGAAGAGGCACUGGUCCCCAAGCGACGCAGGACCUGUGUGAAAACCGGAUGCCGCACAUGCAAAAUCCGCAAAGUCAAAUGCGAUGAAGGACGCCCAGCCUGUCGGCGAUGCGUCUCUACGGGCCGAGUGUGCGAUGGGUAUGGCGUCUGGGGCGGCGGGGGAAAUUACUACGGCAGUCGGCAGCCAAAGACCGUUUCGAAGAACGACAAGAGCUUUUCCCCUAGACCACAUACAUCUAUGGCGGUUCUUGUAGGGACGAGCAAAGAGAGACUCUACUUCGAGUGGUUCACGUGCCGCACUGCGAAGAAGCUACCGGGCGCCUUUGUGCUGCGCUUUUGGGACACACUGCUUUUCCAAGCGUGCGUAACGGAGCCGGCGGUAUUGCAUGCUGUGCUGACGUUGAGCGCUAUACACAAGAGUGAUGGAUCGCGCGCCAGUGCGACUGCUCCCGACGAGCAGGAGCAGUUUAUGCUGCAGCACUACACCAGGGCAAUCCGCGACUUGCAGCCCCAUUUCUCAGUCAAGGCUAGGGCAUCUGUUCGGAUUGCUCUAAUCGCCUGCUUCGUCUUUACUUGUCUGGAGUUCCUUCGCGGGCGCUUUGAGACGGCGAAGGCGCACCUUCAGAACGGGCUCAGAGUGCUCAAGGAAUCGCAAAUGCCGUGCAGUGGAGAAGACUCAGUUCUUGUCUUGAAACCCUCGGACGACCCCAUCGACGACUGGAUCGCAGAAGCCUUUUCCAGACUACACGUCCACGUGGAACUCUUCAAACAGACAUAUGUCCACACAUCCUUCAUCAUCCGGCCUCCGCUCUCGGAAUCUCCAGUCUCCAGCUUCGUCUCCCUCAACCAAGCCUGGCAGAACCUCGAGUCCCUAUUCCACCAGAUCUUCCACCUAACGGAACGGCUGCGCCAGCAACGCUCUCUCUCUCCCACCCACCCUAAUCUAGCGCUCCUCGCACACCAGCAAUACAUCCAAGCCUCACUCAGCCACCGGCAAUCCAUAUACAAGGCCUCCGAAGCUCGUCUCCAGGCAAAUCAAGAUCCCCGCGGUCUUUCCUGCCGCCUGCUCUACGUAUACCACACCAUGGCUGGCAUUAUGGCUGGCACUUGUCUACGGCCAGCAGAUGACGAGUGUUUCUACGACGCUUACCUUAAAGGCUUCCUCUCGAUCCUGCACCAAUCAAUCGAGAUGUGGAAAUCCGGCUCGAGCACGUCACUCCAAGAGCGACCCCCAGGCGGUGCAAGUAUGCAUAUGUCGAAGUCGCUUGCGGACAUCGGAUGGAUAGCUCCGCUGUAUUACACAGCGAUCAAAUGCAGGGUGCUGAGGAUUCGGCUGCAUGCGAUUCGGUUGAUCGAGAGUGCGAGUCAUAGGGAGGGGAUGUGGGAUUCUAGGAUUGCAAGCUGUGUUGCGAGGAAGGUAUUGUGCAUUGAGGAAGGGGAGUUGUGUCAGGGUGCUGCUGCUGACUUGGAGGACGACCAAGUUGAGCUUGGCAGCCCUCCGCGGCUGAGCGAUUGCGAAGUGUCGAGUUUGCCGGAAGAGAAUAGAGUUUGCGAGCUUAGAGUGGUAUUGGACGACGGAGUGGUGGAUAGUGUAUUGGUGGAGUACAGACAUGGAUGGAGUGCUGCAGAGUGGAAGCAAAUUCACGUGGCGCUCGGAAAUAAUAGGUAAUCCACGUAGACGUUGUUCAGCUAAAUCGAAAUGAACCCC
This is a messenger RNA of Trematosphaeria pertusa, 1933 nucleotides long. RefSeq lists its product as uncharacterized. Gene Ontology annotation, molecular function: DNA-binding transcription factor activity, RNA polymerase II-specific; zinc ion binding. Lineage: Eukaryota; Fungi; Ascomycota; Dothideomycetes; Pleosporales; Trematosphaeriaceae. The coding region runs from base 221 to 1894 and encodes 557 amino acids. Gene Ontology annotation, biological process: regulation of DNA-templated transcription. The transcript has 2 exons. The record is from RefSeq and is a predicted model, not a curated record.